CAUCUGAGGAAUUCAAUUCUAUACUUUUGUGACUUUAAAUGAUGUGUUAUAAUUCAUUUAAUUGACUUGAUCCUAAAUUGAAAAAAAUGAAGUGCUGUAGUCGUAGCACACUUGGUGUGGUCAUUGGCAUCCUAAAUGUCCUGGUAUUUACAGCUGGUGUUAUCCUACUGCUCGUGGCAUUUGUGCAAGUUGGAUUGCCUGAUUGCGUACCAAUAGUUUUUGUACUAAUGCUAGUAGCAAGUUUAAUAAUGAUUGUUAUUUCUGCUCUGCUCAUAAUGGGUAUUGUUAAGAGUCGUCACAAACUGAUGCUUCCCUGGCUGAUACUUAGCGGCAUUAGUUUCUUAAUGGAAAUUGUUGUAUAUGCUUACAAAUGUUAUAUUAGGUUUUCCCUGGCUGGUCUUAUUGGAAGUUUAAUAGCAAUUGUUUUUUCAGCUUUAAUAAUAUGGCUUAUUUAUACUUUGUAUGCAGAUAUACGCAAGAAUAACAUUUCAAAGACUGAGCAAGUAAUGAACGCCAGCCAAAUCGAAUAGCAGACCUCAGACCUUAUUACAAAACAUAAUACUGAUCUUCCCCUCCAAGAAAGAGGAUAUCUAAACAAAAGAUUUAAAAUUUUAUGCUAUAUUUAAAGAAUGCAGAAAAUAAAAAAACAUUUGAAAUUGAAGAAUUCAUAAAUAUAUAAUAUUCGAUAAAAGCA
Calliphora vicina (urban bluebottle blowfly) is the source of this 694-nucleotide messenger RNA. RefSeq lists its product as uncharacterized. The record is from RefSeq and is a predicted model, not a curated record. The transcript has 4 exons. The coding region runs from base 87 to 530 and encodes 147 amino acids. NCBI's taxonomy places the organism in Eukaryota, Metazoa, Arthropoda, Insecta, Diptera, Calliphoridae.